Messenger RNA from Staurois parvus, 281 nucleotides. Lineage: Eukaryota; Metazoa; Chordata; Amphibia; Anura; Ranidae. The record is from the annotation of a GenBank genome assembly.
UCUUGCGCAUGCGCAGUGCGCACCCAGCUGUCAACGUCUGGUGCCCACAGUAUAGGAAGGAGAACUCUGUGGAAGUCCGCAGUGUCUGGUCAUGCCCUGUACUGUCUGCAGUCUCUGGUCAUCUCCUGUACUGUCUGCAGUCUCUGCUCAUCUCCUGUACUGUGUCCGUAGUCUCUGGUCAUCUCCUGUACUGUGUCCGCAGUCUCUGGUCAUCUCCUGUACUGUGUCUGCAAUCUCUGGUCAUCUCCUGUACUGUGUCCGCAGUCUCUGGUCAUCUCCUG